AUGUCUCUCUCUGCCGCCGAACAGUUCAUCGACGACGCGAUCUCUUCUCAUCAAACGAAGACAACAAACUUUGGGGGCGAUGGCGAUCUCAACAUCGUCGAAAACAAACUUCAAGUGUUGAAAGAGUUGAAAGAGUUAUACUCGCAAAAGCUGUGGCACCAACUGACGGAAAGUUUAGAACUGACCGUGGCGAACCAAAGUCUGUUUCCCUCUCCAGACGAUGGAGAGUUGUUGGUCAACUUGUAUAAAAUAUUCGUGAACGAUUUCGAGGAACGACUGAACGCGUUGCGUUUAGCACGAGUCGCCGUGCACGUCUCUUCCAGGUGUAAAAACAGAGAAGAAGCUAUUGAAUUUUUAACAUCCGCGAUGGAGAAGAUUAAAACGACCAGGCAGACGAGUUUUGAAGAGGCAGUGGUGUACGUCAGAUUGCACAUCGCGUUGUUGUAUUUACACGGCGGCGACGAAUCUAAAGCAAAGACGGAAGUCGCGAAGGACGCGAAGCAAGAUCUCGCGCAGUGGAAGGCGCCGGAUCCGAGCGUCUCGGCGGCGUAUCAUUACUUAGCCGCGCAGUUGUAUAAACACAACAGAGACUUUGCAAACUUUUACGGGUCGGGGAUUUUGUACAUGGCGUACGUAGAUGCGACGGCUUUAGGAGACGAAGUGGCGACGGAGUUGGCGGUGGAUUUAGCGUUAGCCGCGCUUUUAGGCGAAGGCGUGUAUAAUUUUGCGGAGUUUUUGGCGCAUCCGAUUUCAAAGUAUAUUUCGAAAGAAAACGGAAGCGAGUUUGGUUGGUUAUUAGAUAUGGUGCAAGUAUUUAACGAUGGUGAUUUGAACGCGUAUGAUUUGUUGUGCGAACGAUACGCGGAACAGUUGAACGCGCAGCCGGCGUUGGUGGCGCACGAGAGAAAGUUGAGGGAGAAGAUAACGAUUUUGGCGUUUUUGAGAAUCGUGUUUGAGUUACCGGCGGAGAAAAGAGAGAUUGAUUUGGCAGACAUUGCGGUGAGAACAAAGCUCACCGUAGAUGGGGUGGAGUAUUUGUUGAUGAAGACGUUAUCAGCUGGGUUGAUUAGAGGAGAAAUCGAUGAAGUCAGUUCGAAAGUCGUCGUCACGUGGGCGAUGCCGAGGAUUUUGCUGAAGCCGCAGAUUCGAGAAUUGGCGGAUAGAUUGGACCAAUGGAUCGCAAAAGUGUCGUCGACGACGGCGAGUUUGCAGAGCGAAUUGAUGAUUACGGCAAACUAA
Molecule: messenger RNA, 1239 nt
Organism: Bathycoccus prasinos
Lineage: Eukaryota; Viridiplantae; Chlorophyta; Mamiellophyceae; Mamiellales; Bathycoccaceae
Exons: 1
Coding region: 1-1239 (412 amino acids)
Biological process (GO): ubiquitin-dependent protein catabolic process
Cellular component (GO): nucleus; proteasome regulatory particle, lid subcomplex; cytosol
Molecular function (GO): structural molecule activity
Source: RefSeq, a predicted model, not a curated record